This is a messenger RNA of Hansenula anomala, 1432 nucleotides long. RefSeq names its product ESCRT-0 subunit protein HSE1 (gene HSE1). The record is from RefSeq and is a predicted model, not a curated record. Gene Ontology annotation, cellular component: ESCRT-0 complex. The transcript has 2 exons. Gene Ontology annotation, biological process: protein transport to vacuole involved in ubiquitin-dependent protein catabolic process via the multivesicular body sorting pathway. Bases 14 to 1432 code for a protein of 472 amino acids. NCBI's taxonomy places the organism in Eukaryota, Fungi, Ascomycota, Saccharomycetes, Phaffomycetales, Wickerhamomycetaceae. Gene Ontology annotation, molecular function: ubiquitin binding; phosphatidylinositol binding.
AUUCCAUUACACCAUGCCCAAGGACUACCAAGCACAACUGCAAAAGACAAUCGACAAGGCCACAGACCCUCUUUUACUAUCAGACAACUGGCAGCUCAUCUUGGACGUGUGUGACAAGGUGGACCAGGAGCCUGAGCAAGGGUCAAGGCUAGUUGUCCAGGCCAUUGAGCUGAAACUGGGCCAAAGGGAUGCCAAUGUCCAAUUGAGAACCCUGUCUCUAUUAACUUCAAUAGCUGAGAAUUGUGGUUCAAGAGUUAAACAAGAAAUCGCAUCAAAGCAUUUCACUUCUGUGUUAUUAAACAAAUUGAAAGACCCUAUGGUUCAUAAAGAAAUCAAGAUCAAAAUCGUUCAAGUGAUUACUCAAUUAUCAGAAUCAUUCCAAAAUGAUUCAUCUUUAAAACCUAUUCAAGAUGCUUACCACCAGGUUAAAUCCUCAUAUUCUCAAUUCUUCCCUCCGGAUAAACCUCAAAAAUUCACAUUGGAUAGCGAUCGAUUAAAAGAAGAGGAGGAUUUGAAAGCUGCUAUUGCUUUAUCCUUAGCUGAAAAUAAUCAAGCUUCAAUUCCAACAAGUCAAGAAAUUCAACAACAACAACAACAAGUACAACAACCAACUACUCAACAAACUAAUGAAACUCCAUCUUUCUCAAGAGUCCGUGCUCUUUAUGAUUCUUUUAGUCAAGACCCUGCUGAUUUACAUUUCCGUAAAGGUGAUAUCAUCACUGUUUUGGAUCGUGUUUAUAAAGAUUGGGGGAAAGGUUCAUUAAGAGGUUCAAUUGGAUUAUUCCCUUUCAACUAUGUUACUCCAUUGUAUGAUCCAACUCCACAAGAAUUGAUUAAAGAAUCUGAAAUGGAAUCUAAAAUUUUAUCACAAUCAAGACAAGUUGAGAAAUUAUUAACUUUAUUAACAAAUAAUAAUGUUGAAUUGAUUCAAAAUGAUGAAUUUCAAAAACUAUAUCAAGAGAUUGUAUUGAUUAAACCUGAAUUGGGUGGAUUAAUUGAGAAAUAUAGAGUUAGAAGAGAUGAAUUAUUAGAUUUACAUGGGAAAUUAAAAGAUGCCACAGUGAAAUAUGAAGAAUUGACUGAUCCAUUGAAACAACAACAAUUGAGAGCUCAUCAGCAACCACCUCCUCCAUUAAAUUUCCAAUAUCAACAACCUCAACCUUCUUUAUAUCAACAAAGAAUGUCAACUGGACCAGCUCAGUUCCAACAACCACCUUUACAACAAUCAGUAACAGGACAGCCUUUACAACAGCCUUUACAAUACAACUACCAACAACAACAACCACAACAACCUCCAUCUACAACAUUCCCAAAUCCUAAUGUCAAUCCAUUAUAUCAAAGACAAUCUUUCACUGGAUCUGAUCAACUAAACUCACCGGUUCAACCACCACAACAGCCACACUCUACCGAAAGACCAUAUCCUAACUAUUGA